Musca vetustissima is the source of this 1602-nucleotide messenger RNA. It is a transcript of the gene SmydA-4, whose product is annotated as SET domain-containing protein SmydA-8. Bases 1 to 1602 code for a protein of 533 amino acids. The record is from RefSeq and is a predicted model, not a curated record. Gene Ontology annotation, molecular function: protein binding. The transcript has 7 exons. NCBI's taxonomy places the organism in Eukaryota, Metazoa, Arthropoda, Insecta, Diptera, Muscidae.
AUGCCCAAUAAGAAAAAUAAAAACAAGAAGAAGCAUCACCAUAACUACAACCGACCAGAGUCACAUUACCCAGUGGAGAAAGACCCAUUAGAAGAACAAUUGCAAAAUUUACAAAUCUCAGAAAAUGGUUCCGGACCGACUAAGCCUUAUCGGAUCGAGGUAUCAGAAAUUGUUGGUCGUUAUUUGGUGGCUAAUCGAAAUCUAAAGCCAGGAGAAAUUUUAAUUAAAGAAAAAGCCUUGGCUAUUGGACCCUGUGUAUCUGCGGACCCGGUGUGUUUGGGUUGUUAUAUGCCGGUGACGCUGAAGGCGACACAAUAUAGAUGUUCCUCCUGCAAUUGGCCCAUGUGUGGCCCCCACUGUCGAGGCCUUCACAAAGAAACAGGCCACACAGCUGAAGAAUGUGAUCUCUUCCGUCGCGAAAAUACAGCCACACCCCUUACCCCCACAGCCUCUCCGGUCCGGGUGAAAAAUCUCUAUGAAUUGGUAAUGGUGGUCAGGAUUCUCCUAAAGAAACAACACAAUCCAGAGCUAUACGAACGCAUCAUGGUCAUGGAAUCGCAUCUGGAGAUGCGCAAGCAAAAUGCCGAACUCUGGAGCCAUUAUGAAAGUAACGUUGUGACAUAUCUACGUGAUACCUGGCAUUUGGCCGAACAAUUCACUGCCGAUGAGAUACACACCGUCUGCGGUAUUUUAGAUGUGAAUUGUUUUGAGAUUGGCCAAAAUUUAGCCAAGGCACGUACCUUAUAUCCGAGUGCUUUCCUAUUGGCUCACGACUGUUGUCCGAAUACGUCGCACACCGAUGAUCCGGAGACGUUUGAUAUUAUAUUGCGGACAUCGAGGAGUGUGCGGAAGGAUGAGGCAAUAACGCUGAGUUAUGCCUAUACUUUGCAGGGUACCCUCAAGCGCCGUGACUUUAUGCAGGCUGGCAAAUUAUUUUGGUGCUGCUGCAAACGCUGUUCGGACCCCUAUGAACUGGGCUCGGACUGCAGUGCCAUUGUGUGUGACAAAUGUCACAAAGGUUUGAUUAGAUCCACAAAUCCCCUAGAUCAAGAAGCCGAUUGGAAAUGCGAUCAAUGUCCAUUUGUGUUGCAAAGCCACACCGUUGUAAAGCUCUUGGAUAAAAUCAACAAUGAUCUGGAUGCCAUCGAUGCCCAUGAUAUACCGGGACUGGAGAACUUCUUGAAGAGAUACUCUGGAGUCCUGGGACCCAAUCACUAUCUUUUGCUCUCCGCCAAAUAUUCACUUUGCCAGUUGUAUGGCAAAAUUGAGGGUUAUCUACUGCCCGAAUUGUCGCUGGAGGAUUUGCAGAGAAAACUUAAUUAUUGUCAGGAUUUCCUAAAGGUUGUGGAUAUUUUGGAGCCUCAAUUGACCCGGCUGAGAGGCCUCAUAAUGUAUGAGUUACACGCCCCCAUGCUUAUGCUGGCUCAAAGACAAAUGAUGCUGCAGUUGUGCACCCGACGGGAUUUCAAUAAGGCCAUCAAGGAGGUGAUCUAUCUGCUAAAGGAGAGUGCGAAAAUUUUGAAAAUGGAACCACCCGGCUCGGCGGAACAUCAAAUGGGUGUGGCCGCUGAGGAUGCCUUAGAGAAAAUGGGUGUUCAAUAG